UACAAAACCCUCAUUUUUAAAUCCAUGAAGCAAACGACCCUUAAUGUGGUGAUUCUGGAUAGUUAUUGAGGGAAUUGUUAAAAAUAAAUGAACUGGUAGACUAUCCCGUAUCCAUCAAAAUACCCGACCCGACCCGACCGGUACCGUAGGCCGUAAGCCCGUAACCCACAAAUAGGUAUGGGGAAAUGAAAUCAUACCAGAAACCUGAGUCUGGGGAGGCUAGUGGGCAACUCGACUCAUCCAUUACCAAAGCAGAAGCACGCAGUGGGAGAUGAAGACGACGGUGGCGACGGUCGUCGGCCAGCUUCCGGCGCGCCUCACCAUGUACCCUUCGCCCUUCUCCUCCAUUUCGGCUGUCGCCGUCACUAAAACGGCAAUGACCACAGCCACAGCCGCGGCCACCCUUCAGGACAUUGCCUCCUCUCAUCCUAAAGGUUUUGCGAAUGUGGUGCUGAAGAAAGGGAAGACCCAGCUGUUCAAGGAAGGCACGCCAAUGGUGUUCAGUGGAGCCGUGGACAGGAUAAUUGGCCGCCCACCUCCCACAACCGGCGACGCCGUCCUUGUCUCUGACGCCACCGAAAAGCCGAUUGCCUGGGGACUCUACAAUUCCGCCUCCAUGUACGCCGUCCGGCUUAUGCAGCUUGAACACGAAGCAAUUAGUGAUCCUUGUUGUGCUCUCAACAUGGAGAAGCUGCUUCAGUCCAGGAUUGCUGAAGCUGUAGAGCUACGUAAGAGGCUUGGGCUUCCUUCUCGCCUCACCAAUGCGUACAGACUCGUUAAUGGCGAAGGAGACAGAUUGUCAGGAUUGAUAGUCGAUAUCUUUGGGGAUUUGGCUGUGGUGGCAUCUUCUGCUGCUUGGGUUGAGAAGUACAGACAGGAGGUGGAGGCAUGCAUCAGUUCAAUCGACGGAGUUAAUCAUAUCAACUGGAGACCAUCCCUUGAAAUCCUAAAGAAAGAAGGUCUGGAUGUUGCCACUAUCAAACCAGACAUUCAACCUUCCUCUUGUCCUGAAACAACACAGGUGGUCGAAAAUGGGAUUUCAUACGCAAUAUCAUUGGCGGGCCAAAAGACUGGAUUUUAUGCGGAUCAGCGCGAGAGCAGACAUUUCAUAUCAACAAUUUCCCAAGGCCAGAAAGUUGCUGAUAUUUGCUGCUACAGUGGGGGUUUUGCUCUCAAUGCUGCCAGGGGAGGUGCCAUAGAUGUUACAGGUGUUGACACUUCGCUGCCUGCUCUGGAACUCGCCAGCCAAAAUGUGGUCCUCAACAACCUUGAUCCAGAAAAAAUAUCGUUCUUGAAAGAAGAUGCAGCUCAGUUUAUGAAGGGCGCUAUUGCCAGGAAUGAAUCGUGGGAUAUUGUUAUUCUGGAUCCUCCUAAGCUCGCACCUUCACGAAAGGACCUGCGGAGUGCAUCUGGUAUGUACAGAAAUCUCAACACCCUAGCCAUGAGACUAGUGAAGAGAGGUGGCCUUCUCAUGACUUGUUCGUGUUCAGGAGCUAUGACGCAAAGUGGAACGUUCAUGCGCAUACUCCAGGGUGCUGCAUUGACGGCUGGGAAGAAGAUUACCAUUGUCCGCCAGGCUGGAGCAGCAUCUGACCACCCGGUCGACCCAUCCUACCCAGAAGGAAUGUACCUCUCAAAUAUACUCCUUAGGGUCGUUUGAUGCCAAUUGCCAUGACAAAAACCAUUGCUGUGCUGUACAAUUUGAAUUUGUAUCGUUCCCAAGGUUUUCAGUUUGUAGCGUAGGAUGCUCUGAAUAGACACUCUAUUAUCUCUAUUCCAGGAAAUUAUAGUUUGGCCUUUGACAUCUUUCUCGAAUACAUUAGUCGGAUACAUCAACCAUAUGUCCAUAUUCGUGUUAUCCCUCCAGGACUUCUGUUCUGUAAUAGAUAAAGAGGUCUUUAAGGCGCCUGAA
This is a messenger RNA of Linum tenue, 1912 nucleotides long. NCBI's taxonomy places the organism in Eukaryota, Viridiplantae, Streptophyta, Magnoliopsida, Malpighiales, Linaceae. The record is from the annotation of a GenBank genome assembly.